This is a messenger RNA of Talaromyces amestolkiae, 1374 nucleotides long. RefSeq lists its product as uncharacterized. The record is from RefSeq and is a predicted model, not a curated record. The transcript has 4 exons. Gene Ontology annotation, cellular component: mitochondrion. Bases 1 to 1374 code for a protein of 457 amino acids. Gene Ontology annotation, molecular function: metal ion binding. Lineage: Eukaryota; Fungi; Ascomycota; Eurotiomycetes; Eurotiales; Trichocomaceae.
AUGUUGUCGAGGUCUUCUUUCGGUCGCACAGCGCAGCGUGCGCUCCGAACCAGCAGCCGUCGGGCCUUUGCUUCUGCUGCUUCUCCCAGCACUCAGUACGAGACCGCCGAGGCCGCAGGUAUCAAAGUCGCCAGCCGAGAGCUGGAAGGUGCUACUUCUUUGUUGGCUGUCGUUGCAAAGGCCGGUUCUCGCUACGAGCCUGUGCCCGGCUUCUCUGAUGCUCUUGCCCGAUAUGCUUUCCAGUCUACAUACAAACGAUCGGCUUUGCGUAUCACUCGCGAGGCAGAGCUUCUAGGUAGCAACCUCACAGCCAAGAACACGCGCGAAAACGUCGUCCUCCAAGCCAAGUUCCUGUCUGCCGACCUUCCCUACUUUGCCGAGCUUCUCGCAGAGGUUACCUCUCAGACCAAGUACAAUGCUUACGAAUGGGCUGAAUUGGUCCUUCCCACCAUCAAGGUCCGCCAGCAGGUCCUCUUCUCCAAGCCCGAGAUCUUGGCCUUGGAAUCUGCUCACGCAACCGCUUUCCACCGUGGUCUUGGUGAGACCUCUUUCGCCGCUGCUUCCGCUCCUUUCGAAUCCUACUUCACCGAAGACGGUCUCGCCGAAUUCGCCCAGAGCGCCUAUGCUAAGCCCAACAUUUCUCUCGUCUCUGUUGGACCCAACUCUAGCGAGGUCUCUAAGUGGGUGAGCCAGUUCUUUGCUGGCCACUCCGCUUCCCCCGCCGCUGGUCAGUUUAAGGUCAAGGACGCCGUUCCAUCCAAAUUCUACGGUGGCGAACAACGCACAGCCAGCAAGGCCGGUAAUGCUGUUGUCCUCGGCUUCCCCGGCUCUGCUCAGUACGGCGCUUCUGGAUACAAGGCUGAGGCCGAUGUUCUCGCUGCUCUCCUCGGCGGUGAGUCCACGAUCAAGUGGUCUCCAGGUUUCUCUCUCCUUGCCAAGGCUGUUGAGGGCGAGACUGGUGUCAGCGUUUCGACCAAGAACUACGCCUACUCUGACGCUGGACUGUUCACCAUCACCGUUUCCGGAAAGGCCGCUGGUGUCGCUACCGUUGCCAAGCGCGCUGCUGAGGCUAUCAAGCAGAUCGCCGCUGGCGAGGUUCCCGCCGAGGUUGUCAAGAAGGCUAUUGCGUUGGCCAAGUUCCGUGCUUUGGAAGCUUCUCAGGUUGCCGAGACUGGUGUUGAGCUUACCGGCUCUGCAUUGAUCAACGGCGGCAAGCCCUACCAGAUCAGCGAGCUUGCCUCAAGCUUUGAGAAGGUUUCUCCUCAACAAGUCCAAGACUUGGCCAAAUCUUUCGUCUCCGGAAAAGCCUCCAUUGCCACCUUUGGAGAUUUGCACAAACUUCCCUUCGCCGAAGACCUCGGUCUCACCGUCUAG